CCCUAAAUCCUAAAAUUCGAACUCCAAUUUUACCGCAUUCCACCAUUCUUCGCACUGAAGGUUACGAGCAAGGAGCUUCGCUCUCCAUCGAUCCAAAUUUGAACACAAAGAUCGGAUGAAUUAGCCCCGUUAGAUCACAUGUUUUCGUUGCGAGGAGGAUGAGGAGUUGGCGAGUAUGACUAGACUAUAGCAUCUAUUCAGCGAAUCAGCGGCACUAACUUAGUGCCGCUUUCAUUUAAGUGGCUGUGUUGGCAUUUGCAAGAGGAAGAAGAAUUUGAUGGUUUGGACUACACAAGCCGAGCUCCAGCCUCUUUUCCGGUCGUCUUGAUUAAAGUUUAUAACAGCCCUAGCAACGGAUGCCGGGCAUUCCUCUUGUGGCUCGUGAAACUGCGUUAGUGUUUAUUCCGAUGUGUGCAUUGAGUGGCUGAUUCUGAAUUGUUUUUGCAACUGCAGUUACUCCGGAGGUGUGGACCAUAUGUGUCGACAAGAUCCCCGUGCGCAUUUGUCUCCAGAAGAGCAAAUUGCAGCUGAGGAAAGCCUCUCAAUUUAUUGCAAGCCAGUUGAGCUGUACAACAUUCUUCAGCGCCGUGCUGCCAGAAACCCAUCCUUUCUUCAGAGAUGUUUACGGUACAAAAUACAAGCAAAAGAAAAGAAAAGGAUUGAAAUGACAAUAUCACUACCAUCAACUGUAAAUGAUGAAUCUCAAAUUCAAAAUCUAUUACCUUUGUGUAUAAUGUUGGCUAGACCCGUUUAUAGUCCUGCACUUGUAGAGGAUUCUGCAGUUUACCGAUUUAGUCGAGAAUGUAUAUUGACUAAAUGUACUGGAGAUGAUGCAGUGUACCAGGAUGAAGCAAAAUUUAUUCUUCCCGAGAUUAAUAAACUAUCAGCAGAAGUCAAAUCGGGCUCUAAUACAAUUUUGUUUGUUAGUUGUGCUGAAUUGUUUAAGGAGCACCUGGAUGCGCCAUUAUUUCCAGCUAAUGUUGGAGGUCACUGCUUCAUGGGUAAGAUUCCAAUGGAUUUGCUUCAGUUGUCGUGGGAAAAGUCUAUGAACUUGAGCAGUGGGGAGAGAGCUGAGAUGCUGUUGACUGUUGACUUGCAUUCCUGCGUCCUGAAGACUGGCUGUUUCGGAGAAGAUAAAUGCUUCUCAUUUCAUAGUACCCAUGCUGGAGCUAUGGCUUUGUCUCAACAACUGCAAGUCCGUGUUGCAGCAGAAGAAGUUGGGCUUAAAGAGAGAUCUCCUUAUGAUUCAUUCUCAUACAAUGAUGUUCCUUCCUCUACUUUGCCUCAGAUUAUCAGGUUGAGGACUGGAAAUGUUGUUUUCAACUACAGAUACUAUAACAACAAGUUGCAGAGGACUGAAGUAACAGAGGACUUUGCAUACCCUUUAUGUUUGGUCAAAUGUGCAAGCUUUAAGGGUCUCAAAUAUCAUCUGCCCGCCUGCCAUGACCUUUUCAACUUCGAAUUUUGGGUAACAGAGGAAUUUCAAACUGUCAAUAUAUCUGUAAAGACUGAUACAUGGAGAUCUGAGACUGUUGCAGCUGGUGUUGAUCCUAAGGAACAAACGUUUUUCCUUCGUUCAAAGGCACCACGGCAUAGAAAAAUGAAGAGCCCGAGGCAAAAUCUGAAGUUUGUGCAUCCUCUUGUCUUAGAUUCAGAAAUGCCAGGAUCAGUUAUUGAGCUUAGAGAAAAAACUGUUGAACAGAGUGCUGACUGCAACGCAUCCAGUCCCAGAGCUUCAUCUGCCACUGCUCAUUCAUAUGCGGACCCUGAAUGUGUCCAGUCAUUACCUGGAAAUAACAUUGCGCCUCCAGCAUUACUACAGUUUGCGAAGACAAGGAAAUUAUCAGUUGAACUCUCUGAUCCUAGAAAUCGUGCACUUUUGCAGAAGCGGAAGUUCUUUCACUCUCACAGAGCCCAACCCAUGGCCAUGGCGCAAGUCCUAUCAGAUCGCGACAGUGAGGAUGAAGUUGAUGAUGAUGUUGUAGAUCUUGAAGACCGAAGGAUGCUGGAUGACUUUAUGGAUGUCACAAAAGAUGAGAAGCGGUUGAUGCAUCUUUGGAACUCUUUUGUUAGGAAGCAAAGGGUAUUGGCGGAUGGUCAUAUUUCUUGGGCGUGCGAGGCUUUCUCCGAAUUGCACAAACAGGACCUUGUUCUGAUACCAGCACUACUUUGGUGCUGGAGAUUAUUUAUGAUUAAACUCUGGAAUCAUGGUCUUCUGGAUGCUCGUACAAUGAACAUUUGUAAUAUAAUCCUCGAGCAACCACAAGGGGUAGACGCAGACACCGACGACAUAGACACAUGAUAUACAAGUGAUUCUGAGUGUGUUAUCUCUCCCCCCUGGCAUAAGUAACUGAGUUUUGAUGUGUGUGGCUGCGGCGACUCACCAUUACUUAAACUAAGUGCCUUAUAUUUCGACUGGAAAAGAUAAUCAAUUUUCAUUUUUAACCAUCUCCUUUUCCCUUAUUUGGUAGUUUUGCGCCGGACCAAUUGUUCAAUGACAACUCUAGUUCUAAUUUUAUAGUUAUUUAUAUUUAAA
Molecule: messenger RNA, 2536 nt
Organism: Salvia splendens (bonfire salvia)
Lineage: Eukaryota; Viridiplantae; Streptophyta; Magnoliopsida; Lamiales; Lamiaceae
Product: polycomb group protein EMBRYONIC FLOWER 2
Exons: 21
Coding region: 476-2302 (608 amino acids)
Cellular component (GO): nucleus
Molecular function (GO): chromatin DNA binding
Source: RefSeq, a predicted model, not a curated record